Messenger RNA from Exophiala dermatitidis NIH/UT8656, 2008 nucleotides. RefSeq lists its product as uncharacterized. Lineage: Eukaryota; Fungi; Ascomycota; Eurotiomycetes; Chaetothyriales; Herpotrichiellaceae. The coding region runs from base 431 to 823 and encodes 130 amino acids. The transcript has 2 exons. The record is from RefSeq and is a predicted model, not a curated record.
CAGCCAGGUAGAGCGGACCUUCUGGUGAUGCGUGAGCAUCAAAAUUCAAGUAAUGUUGUGCCUACAUUGUACUGUACAACGAAGAGCAUGAGUUUCUGGUCGGGCAUCAACCAUUCUCAAGGUGGAACUAUUAGCCGCGGACCUACUGAUUUGCAUGACCAAGUUAUUCUACAAUGUUUGUAUAGAGGUGGGUUAAACAGCCUCAUGGGUGAGUUGUGGCCUCUCCCCCAGGGCUAAAGCCAGCCCUCAGACUCAUUUAUUACAUUCUUUCUGUCAAGUAUUGUUUUACAGCUGCAUUGACGAUCACGCCCGGACAACUGCUCAUGCGGCUUGCUGCCAGCUCUGAAUCUACCUUCUGGGAAAGUCUCAAGGUCUCAGGCAGCCAUGUCCCCAGCCUCUGGAGAACGAAAGGUUCUUGACCGCCCCUUCAAUGGGCUGGAUAGGAAAGCCAGCCCAGCUUCCGCGGGCCGACGAAGCUGGAGGCUGGUUUCAGCGGCAGGAAGUGUGGCCUAGUGAGUGGAUACCUUCAUUUGAAGGGCCCGUCGUGCCUGUAUCUGCGCCAUUCACGCAGUUGCUAGAGUCCACAGAACAGCUUCUUGCCAGGAAACGGCCAAUUGCCCGAUCAGGGGAAAGGGUGGAGAUUCACGAUGAUGAAAGAUCGUCUGCCAGUGCUCUUCUUCCUCUUGAUCAACUGGAGUGGUCGGAUAUCCCGACCGGCGGCAGCUGUACAGUAUCUCGAUGUUGGGGGUCUGGUGCUUGUGCUCUAUUCGCAAUCGCCACAGUACAUCACAGUCCGUGGUUCGCAUUACAGUACUACUCUUGAUUGCUAUGUGCUCCCAGCUAGCUGUGGCCUGGAAGAGCGGCCCUGGGCGCCCUGGCGCAAUCCGCAUCAGUGCUGAAGUUAGUCCCAUGAAAGGCAUCAUGUGGGCAUUUCCCAUCACAACGCGAUCUUCUCACGCUUCGGAAUGCGACAGAUAUCAAAACGAGAGCAUUGUAUUACAGCUUCUGAAGUUCUGCACCACUGACCUCAAGCACUCACUGAGCAGAAUAGCAACGCAACGGCCGCGCUUGAGGUUGUUGAGAGGCCUAUAGACGCCUCUCUGUCCUAAACACGCUGAUGGUUCACUCACACCGAGCACCGCACCCCAAACAUUCUUCGAGGCGGUGCAUACACUAGAAGUGUCUUCUCAACUGAUCUGCUGCUCUCUGUGUGUGAUUAACGCAGCCAGCCUUUAGGUCUCGAUCUACUGUGGACGGCUUCACAAGAAGCUAAGCUCCUGCAGGAUUCGGUUGAUCUUCCUCCUUAUCCAUUGAUUUGCCAGACUUCCUCCCAGCAAGGUUCCGCCCAAAAAAUGUCUUCCUCGAGUCGAACGCUGUCACUGCUGCCGCGUAGUCCACGCAGCGAGCCCAUUAUAUUCUCACCAUCCACUUCAGUCCAUGUGAGGUUUCCAGUCAUCAUUCCUUACAAACCGAGAGUGGUCCCGGAGGCCACAUAGCUGUCAUGAGAUGGUUCCGGCACGCGGACAGACAGACAGACGUGUUCCUUCAAACCGAACGCCAAAGCUCAAACAGUGAAGAAACAAUUGAUUGUCUAAGGGUAUGUGCUGGUGAAGAUGUGAACGAGCAAAUAGCCAGCAACGGCGCGACGCCGGGCUCGCAACAAAAACAUAUACAUAUUACAUACCACUGCACUGGCGGCUGACCACCUGGCCCCCAGGCUGCUUUCAAUGAGAAAUGCAGCGGAUGGAAUGCAACCAAUGCAAUGCAGAAUUGAACACAACAUUGUUACUGUACUUGCCCCUCCCUUCCCCUUUUUGAAUCACGCCCCUCGAAAAUGGAACCAAGCCAGAAAAAAAAACAAGUUGAACAGGUUGGACCUGUAUUGACUGGCAGUGAGCGCUGUUAUUAUCAUCUCUGGUGAAGGAAAUAAAUACCGCGAGGCUCGAGCCUCCCAACGUCAACCUCAACUGUAGUGGAGAUAGAAUCACAAAUGCUAGUACGUCCGAGA